Saccoglossus kowalevskii is the source of this 1856-nucleotide messenger RNA. Its product is annotated as organic cation transporter protein-like. Gene Ontology annotation, biological process: transmembrane transport. Gene Ontology annotation, molecular function: transmembrane transporter activity. Gene Ontology annotation, cellular component: membrane. NCBI's taxonomy places the organism in Eukaryota, Metazoa, Hemichordata, Enteropneusta, Harrimaniidae. The record is from RefSeq and is a predicted model, not a curated record.
UACUAUGCUAUUUUCAUAAAGGCAGCCUUACUACCAGUAUCUACAUUUGUCCGUCCUAUAAUAUCAGGAAUUAUUAAGAUUUCAGCAUGUAUUCUAGCAUGGUGGCUUGUAUCAGUUUUUGGUAGACGCAAGAUAAUUGCAGCUGCUUUAAUGUUUGCUGGGAUAGCAGUUCUAACGGCUGCAUUUUCAGUUCAUCCGAUGGUAAGUGCCACUUUUGCAGUGAUCUCCAAAUUCUUCCUGUCAAUGUCUUACGUUAUUGUGAUACUUAUUACAUUGGAGAUGUUACCAACAGACAUCAGAAAUGUUGGAGUUGGUGUAACCUAUGCCUUCUCCUCUAUUGGUACAAUAUUGGCACCUUUUAUUCUGAAGUUGGAUGAACUCUGGAAGCCUUUGCCAUUCAUUGUAUUUAGUUUCCUGCUUGUUGUCAUGGGGUUACUUUCAUUGGUAUUGCCAGAAACUAAAAACCAAAACUUGCCCCAAAACCUGGAUGAGUUUGAAGCAAUAAUUGGAUUCAGUAAAGCGAUUAAUAAGAAACCAAAACAGAAUGACUCUACAAUAGGAUUAAUGUUAAAAGCCGAGACACCAAGUGUGUAGACAAAUCCACCAGACUGGCAACAUUUUUUUUUUCCUUUUUAAGCAAUUACUUCGCCAAAAUUGUUUGCUUUUAAUUGUAAAAAAAAAAGUUGUACAUAGCUUCAAGGAUUUUUUUAAAAACACAAAAUGCCAAUUUUGAACAGAAUUUUUAAAUCUGACUUGCCAGCCUUAUAAUGUAUCAAAUUGUAUGCAAGAAAUGAGUACAGUACUAAAAUUUACAUUAAUUAGACAAUAUGUAUAGAUAUUCCUGCCCUUUCUGUCGUUUUUGAGCUCAUCACCAUCAACUUUUAACCAAUGACUGACCAACACACUUUUCCUGUAUGUUGCGCCCUCUAGAGAUCGAUUGCUUCUGUGAAGUCGUAAUAAUGUCGCUGGAUAACUAUUGCUGCAGUGUUGCUCAAAGCAUUAACUAUCUUAGAAUGUGCAAGUUGUUUAUAGUCUAGAAUAUAGUCAAUCUCGUGAAAAUGUUAUUUUUAUCGAUGUAUGACUACUGACCAAAACAAUACAACACUCUGACCCGCCGUUCUUUUACCAACGUUCUUUGUCCAAUGGUCUCGUUUCCAACCACCUGUUCAUCUUUCACCUGCAAGAAUUAUAAGAAUUAACCAUUCUCCUUCCCUCACCACAUCUCUGACCUCAUCCCCCACUUUACCUCUAAUCACCAUGUAUUCUCUGAUGCUGUCAUUUCAAUGUGUUUUAUCGCCAUAGUUACAUGCCUUCCUCAUUACCAAUUUUUUUCAACAAUAUAUCUACAAAGUGUCAAAUUUAAUUAUAUUGAAGUAUUUUAAAAAUUUACAGCCAGCUAUUUUUUGCAAAUAUUUAUUUUUAUCCCUUAUUGAUGUCUAUUUCAGUAUAGACCAGAAAUAUAUUGGAAUUAAUUAUAACUUACAAUCACUUUGACAUACUGAAUGGCACAUUCCAUUAUUAUUUCAUGGGGCCAAGGGUAUGCUUGCGUUUGCCAGAUUCAUCACCCAUACAAAUUCAAUAGUAUUUAAGGAAAUGUGCAUUUCGUUCUGAUUAAUAAUUAUUCAAUUUCUUGACAAAAAUUAAUUUUAGUUACCUUUGUCGGUAUCAUUUUUUAAAGUAAUACCGCUAAUACUGCUAAACAGUAGUUUAUUUAAAUAUUUAGACUCAGAUUCUUAAAGUCUUGGGUUUAUUUUCGCUGUUUUAAUUGAUAAAUUCAUCACAAGCCAAAGAUUAUUGUUGUGUGCUUUUUUUUACGCUUUUUAAAACAUAAAAAUAAAAGUCAGAAAAUUUGUUUG